CCCAAAGGCCUUGGCGCAAGAUCCAUCCGAUGGAUUUCAACUGUAAUAACAAUAACGUAGCUUGUCCCAAUGGAAAAAGGAAAUUAAUAAAAAAAAGGAAAUAAUUGCAGAGAAGAAGAAGAAGAAGAAGAAGACUAUUCGAUCGAGAAGAGAAAACCCUUACCCUAGUUUCCUGUUAUUUCUCUGAAGAUGAUUGAAGAAGGGAAGAGUAAAGGAUUGGUUGGCGAUCGGAGCCAACCGCAGCAACAGUAUUAUGGGACGUUUCAAGGCGUUCCGAACUAUUCACAGCCUGCCAUGGGAUUCCCUCAGCCGGUUCCACCGCCGGGGGCCUCCGCCCCUUCUGCUCCUCUUUAUCACGACUCUUCCGCUUCUCCUUAUCACGGUCCUUCUGCUCCUCCUUAUCACGGUCCUUCUGCUCCUCCUUAUCACCUCCCUCCUGCUCCUGCUUAUUACGCUCAUGGCUAUCAAACUGUUCCAGGUUAUGCAAUUGCUGAAGGAAGACCUAUAAGAGAGCGCCGUCUUCCUUGUUGUGGUAUUGGUUGUGGCUGGUUUUUGUUUAUCAUUGGGUUCUUUCUUGCGGCCAUUCCCUGGUAUGUUGGAGCAUUUGUUUUACUUUUUGUCAGAACAAUGGAUUAUAGAGAGAAACCGGGAUAUAUUGCAUGCACAAUUGCUGCCAUUCUUGCUUCCAUUGCAGCUAUUAUUGGUGCAACAGAGGGGACUCAGUCUCGGUGAUACCCUGUGCGUUGUAAAGACUGAAAAAUAGAUGUAUAUUCGCACCUGUGAAUUCUGGAAAUAAUUUGGAUGAUGUUAUUUAUUUAAUACAAUGACCUUGUGCAGGCUUUGGUUUGCAUUGAAAAUAUCUUAUAUAAACUUGUAAAGUGAUCAUGAAGUUCUUGGGUGUUUUUUUCUUUACAUAUCGAUUUUGUUUCUUCU
Molecule: messenger RNA, 933 nt
Organism: Nelumbo nucifera (sacred lotus)
Lineage: Eukaryota; Viridiplantae; Streptophyta; Magnoliopsida; Proteales; Nelumbonaceae
Product: large ribosomal subunit protein eL20z-like
Source: RefSeq, a predicted model, not a curated record